Molecule: messenger RNA, 6586 nt
Organism: Gryllus bimaculatus (two-spotted cricket)
Lineage: Eukaryota; Metazoa; Arthropoda; Insecta; Orthoptera; Gryllidae
Source: the annotation of a GenBank genome assembly
AUGGACGAUGCGGGUGCUCCUGAAGGUCGUAUUGGUCCAACGACACAGAACAGUGACGGCAUCGAAGAUCAUUUUCACUCGUGGAAUUACUAUCGUGUGCGGGGAGCAAACCCGGAUUUGUCUCCAGUGACCAAUCCACCGUGCUCGAAGACCGGCGUGGUGACGCCGCGCGUGCCCGACGUGGCGGUCCGCCGAGAGGGCGAACCGCGCGAGCGCGCGUGCCGCGCGGGCCGGGGCCGGUGCGCUGGCGUGGCGCGCGCGCUGCGCCGCGUGCGCGCGCGCUGCGGCAGCGUGCGCCGCACACGCGCGCCCGCCGCUUUCCCCUACCGCCCGCCGCGCCUGCGCCGCCCGCGCUCCUAUCAACCAGGUUACGCGCGCGCGCGCGCGCCUCUGUCACUUGUUACUAACUACGCCCGCGGCGGCGCCAAGGAGAGCGCGCGGCCCAGCGCGCAGGCGCACGCGCAGACGCCGACGCAGCCGCAGCUGCCGCCCAACACCACCCUCCAGCGGCACGUGCGCGCGCACCGCAACCUUCACAUCCCCAGGUUCUACUUCCCGAAGGGCAAGCCCAGCGCCGACCAGCAGCAAGGCGACCAGCUGCUGCAGCGGGUGGCGGCAGCCUUCCGAGCGCUGCCCAACCAGCAGGCGCCGCGCGACGCCUUCCAUGACGUCGUCAAGGCUUGUGACUGCCCUCUCUACUGGAAAAUUCCACUCUUUAUUGCUGCCGGUGGAGAGAAAUUGGGUUAUGUUGAAGCCAACAGCUUUAUAGAAUUUUGGAAAACGAUGUCCUCAACAUGUCAUGAUGCUGCUGCUCAGUUUUUCUACAUUCUUUCAAAAGGACAGAUGCGUGAUUUGACCACAGAGGAUUUCAUCCCAAUGGUGCAAGAUGUUGUUGAUACUCAUCCAGGUUUAACAUUUCUCAAAGAAGCCACUGAGUUCCAUUCACGCUAUGUGCAUACGGUCAUUACACGUAUUUUCUAUUGUGUGAACCGUUCAUGGAGUGGUAAGAUCUCAUUGCCAGAAUUACGUCGUUCUGAUCUUCUACGUAUCAUUCGGCUUUUAGAGGAAGAAGAAGAUAUUAAUCAAGUGACAGCUUACUUCAGUUAUGAACAUUUUUAUGUCAUAUACUGCAAGUUCUGGGAACUUGAUCGAGAUCAUGAUUUAUACAUUGACAGGCAAGAUUUGGCCAGACACAGUGACCAUGCCCUGUCGACGAGGAUGAUAGACCGCAUAUUCUCUGGAGCUGUUACUCGAGGAGGACGACACCAGGAAGAGAAAAUGAGUUACACUGACUUUGUGUGGUUUCUGCUGUCUGAAGAGGAUAAAAGGCAUCCAACUGCAAUUGAGUACUGGUUUAGAUGUAUGGAUUUGGAUGGUGAUGGUUAUUUGUCCAUGUAUGAAUUAGAGUAUUUUUAUGAAGAGCAGUUGCAACGAAUGGAUGCUAUUGGAAUUGAAACAUUACCUUUUGAAGACUGUUUAUGUCAGCUGUCAGAUUGGGACCGAUAUGCAGCAGAUGAAUAUGAAUUAUUAGUUGCUGAAGAAGGUGGAAAUGAUCAACAGGAUGAUCAGCUGCUGGAUGAUGAGAUGGCAUUCGACAAUAAUGCAGAUGAUGCUCUCUCCCCGAAUCUUGACAUAUUGGUUCGCAAUGGAACUAGUAGUAGUAUGGUAAUGGAAUUGGAUCUGGAAGAAGAUGGAUGUACGGAAGAAUCCCCUUCUUCAUCCACCUGGAGGAAUAAUUUUAACAUUGACACAGAUGAAGUAGAUGAAGACAGUGAUAAUUCUGCUGAUUAUGCAGCUGAUAGUGAUGAAUGUCCUGUGUGACUGUUAAGUGUGUAGCCAUCCCACUUAUCCGUGCCAAACUUCAACCACAGUGUGAAGUUGAUUGGUUAUAUUGUGCUGUGAAAGUUGUCGUGCUGUGAAGGAACAUAUUUGUCUUUGGAUUCCUUUCAAAAGAUUGUAUUAUGUGGAGGUUCCUUAAAUUUCUAUUGACUGUUAAAUUUUGUUGUUGUCUCAUAUAUGAGGUAAGUGCAUUUUUAUAACUUAGGAUGAAAAACAAAAUAGUGAACAAUUGUAGAAAACAUCAGAUUGUUGUGUUUUGUUUGUUUGUUAAUAUUUGUGUAUUUUAAUGAGGAAUGGUGCAAGUGUUCCAUGUGUGCGUAAUGUUUCUUAAAGCAAGCAAAGACUUCUGUGAAAUAAUGAGAAAAAUAUGUCAAUUGUAUUCAGUAAAAGAAUAUAAUGACAAAAUAUUGAAAUGGCCUUUGUAUUAAAAACCAUGUAUAUAAAAUAUCUGAAAUGAAAGAUAUUUAAACAUAUAUGUUCUUUGUGAAAAGCAGUACUAGCAAGAUACAUGAUUUGAAUUGGUAUCAAGAUUUUGAUUUUAUAGAAUGUUUAAUGUGAAAAUUGUUAGAUAAAAUCAUCUAAUAUUAAUGAGAGUUUGUAAAUCACUUUCUUAAACUGUUAUAUUGUUUCUUAGUUUUAGAUUGAGAUUACUAGUCAGUAACUAACCAAAGUCAUAUCAUUAUAAUAAUAAAUUGUCAAUACGUGACAUUUAUAGUAAAUAUACUGAUAACUGAUGCACUUGAAUUAUAGUUUUGACAGUUCUCAGACAUAGAAAAAUUAAAAAUGUAUUUGUAUCUUGUGGAUAAAGACAAUAAGUAUAACAUGGAAUGGGACUUUUUUGAAAAUCAUACAUGUCCACAUAUUUACUUAUGUUUAGAGGUAAUUGUUACAAACUUGUAAAAGGAAUAAAACAUUUGUAUACAUCAAAAAGACUACAAUACAAUGCAUUAAUAAUGCAAAACAAUCAUGUUUUAAAAUUAAUUUUCAGUAAAUAGCUUUCCAUGUUAAAUUAAGAGCAUGCAUUGUACACUCAGAGAUGCACAAAGACUGAAUGAGUGCAUUAUUGUAUCAAUGUAGAAGUGUUAUCUCAUAUCUACCUUUUAAUUAAAAAGCUUCAAUAGUUUGAAUAUAUGCUUGCAAUUUACUUUUAAUUACAAAUUUGUCAAAGGCAAAUCUGUCGUGAUAAAUUGAAAAACAUUUUGUUUCUUAACACAUUUUGGUUCACUUAUUUUGAAUUUAUUUCACAUACGUUGCUUAUUUCUAUAUUCAUAGUAUAUUAUAGAAAACAAUCCUUUUAGCUCUUCAAGUGAAACAGUGCCAGUGAUAAACUAAUUUUUGUAGAAUUAUUCAGAUUUAAUUGAUUUAAUGAUUAAUUAAUUCAAAACUCCUUAGUGUCAUGUUCUGCCAUGUGUAGGAGAAUUUUCUUGUGUGAUACAGCUAGACACAUGAACAAGGUGAGAUCUGUUCUACAAAAAUUAAUGUCAAAAGCAAGGGUUGGCAAUAAAACUCCAGAAUAUUUUUUUUAUCACAAAGUAAAUAGCUGUCUACAUGUUUUUAGACUUGCCACUUAAUCCAUAAAAUGCAUGUGCACCUUAUUCUAAACUCAAAGACCGGAAGAAAAGCUUUGUAAUAUGGUAAUUUUAUAAAAGUAAUAACUUCAUCUUAAUGUAAUCAUAUCUAAACUGUAUGUAAAAUUUAAAGAGUUACACAAAGAAAAGAAAAUGGAAUGUGGAAAGUUAAGAUAACAUCAGUUGAUCAAUCUACUGAUUAAAUAUGCUCCCAUGAAUUCAGAGACAAAAUCAACUUAUUUUCAUGUUUGACCCAAAAACACAUCAAAAUUUUAGAGCUACUUAAUUUCUAUAAUUUUUUCCUCUCCUUUUAGUUUCCUUUAGAAGUAGAAAUAGCAAGGCAUAUCAGUCAAGAAGCAUUCAUAAGUUUUGUAUGUAUUCAGUUCAUUUAUUAUGUCACUAUCUUCACAGUUUCAACUAGUAAAUUUAUAUUCUAUGAGAAACAACUCGGUAAUGCAUGGUCAUUUGCUUCAUAUAAUAAGUAAGAAAACAGAAAUUCCAAGGUUAAGUUUUUUGACCUAUCUCAAUACAUAUGUAAAUGUUAGAAGGGAAAUGAAGUAAUUAAUUAAAUUCAGUAUUAAAUCAGUAUGGUUUUCAGUUACACUUUGUAAUUCAGUUGAUUUAGGACAACUAAAACUCAACUUUUCAAUCUCUUAAUUGUGUGGUGUGGUAAGAAAAUUGUGAAUCUGAAUCCCAAAAUAAUUAUGACAAAUUAAUAAUAGUAUAAUGCAGUGUUGGGAGUAGUAAACAUUGUUACAUGACUUGAGUGUGUUUGUGAUCAAGACAGGCUUGAGCAACUAGAUAUAAAUUGGUAAUGAACAAAAUGAAAGAAUCUCUAUAGCACCAAUUAAAUGGUAUGAACAAGCAUUUAGGUUUGGAAUUGAACAAUGACAAAUCCAAAGUUCAGUUCCUAAACUUCCUUCAUAUUAGAGUUGCAAUUAAUGUUCCUCCAAGUUACCUUUAAUAAAUACUGAAAACAAGAUCACUGACUUAGGGGGAUAUGUUAAAAGUUGUACAUUAAUAAAUUAUUCUUUUUCACUCAAAUUGUUUAUUGUUGUCAUCUUGGGAAUAAGUUCUGAUAUCAGAAACUAUUAUUAGUAUUCCAUGAUAAUAUAAAAUAUUCAUCAUAAAAGAAUGUCUUAAAUUACUUCUAUUUUUCAUGAAAAGUACAAUACCUUACAUGCACAAUAUGAUCAGUUACACUCUCCAGUUAGGUCUUUCUACAGCAGCAAUAUCUUGUCAUAUCCUACUUAAAGAAUAAGAAUAUAAGAGCUAUUGGAGAGAUAUGACUCUUGCCAGCAAAAGUUUCAUAUCGUGUCAUAAUGCUCAAUCAUGCAUUGCUUAUGUGUAGUUUUCUGAAGAAUAUUCCUGCAUGAAAAUACUUUGUAAACCUGCUUCUCAAAAACUCACCAUUAAAUGAAAUGCUGUGUGUUGUAGGACUAUGUACCAGAAAUCUUUGCUAUACUCCAUUUCAUUUCUCCUACAUUCUUAGUAUAUUACCAAAAUACAUUAUAAUAAUUAACUCAGUGUAUACUACUAAAUAAUUAAAUAUUGUAAAGAAUUUUUAAUACUUCAUGUCGUACUUAGUGAGAAACGGGAGAUCAAAAUGCUGGUGCCUGUGGUAUGUGUAACAACAAAUAAGGCAUUGAUAAAUAAAUUACCUUGUUUUGACAUCAGAUUUAUCUAACAUUCAGUAAAUGGAGAUGAGAUUAAAGCAAGAUAUUUGACUAAACAAUCUUCUAAAAGAAGGGUCGUCUUGUAAAAGAAGAAUCACUAUACUUAGGGUACAGUUUUUUAGGGAAAGAUUGUUAGAAAAUUCUUAGUUCUGAUUAGUGUUUUUUUAUUAUUUGGUUAAAUAUUAUCUUAUUUUCACAUUAAUAAAAUGUUAAAACCUAUAAAAUCAUCAUUGCAUUUUGUGAACAAAAAGUGAAAUCACAAUUUCAUUAAGUUUUUAUUAGGAAAUGAUAUUGGAAACAAAAAAAGUUCCAAUAUGAAUUAUCCUGAAGUAACAAAAUAACUUAAUUUGCAUUAAAUGUUUUAUUUAUAUGAGUUUAAAUAUAUAUAGAAUUAAAAUGUAAAUAUUCUUUAAAACUUUCUGAACUUUGCUUAAAAGUGUAAAUUAAUAUCAAGAAAGAUUAAUAUUACACCAAAAACAGGUGGUAAUAUUGGUAUAACUAAUUGUGUUAUUAAAUGAAAAUAAUUGCCUGGUUUUGAUUUUGCCUCAAUAAUCCUAUACACAAUACUAAAGUUAUCUCCAAAUAAAUGUUAUAAAUGCAUUUCAUUCACUCAAGAGUGCUGUGAAUUACAUUCAAAAUGAAGAAUUUAAGAUUUUGUCAAGUUGGACUUCUUCAGUUUUAAAAGGAUCAAAUGAGGGGAGAAUAUGACAGUGGUUCAGUGCUUUAGGAUAAUUCAUUUAGUAUGUAGUUGAAAUUAAAAUAUAAAUGAAUAUUUAUUCAAUUAUUAUUGAGAUUUCUAAUGAUUCUUUUGAAUCUUUUAAGAAAGAAUUCUUAUUUUAUUCAUGUAUAAUAAUAUCAUGAACAGUAGGCUUGUCCUAAGGUGUGUUUUUGAUAUUAAAAUAUAUUUCAAUUUAUUCCUGAGAAAAUCAAUUAACUUUCAGAUGGAGGUUGAAGAAUGUUUUGAGAAUACUUUUUUUCUUUGAGAGGCUGAAAGACACCAUCUCCUGCUCCAAGAUCCUCCCUUUUCCUGAAACAAAUAAAUUGUUACAACAAGUUAAUUCUUGAGCAUCUUUUUUUUUUCUUCCCAUGUUUUUCUUAAAAAAAUUUAAAAUGCAACAGACCCUCUAUUGUGCAAGGCAUUGCAGAGGAUAUUCAUUGGAAAAUUGAAAUAAUAAUUUUUUAUUCAAAUGGUAAACUGGAAAGAAAUCUGAAAAAUAUAAUUCAAAGAAGCUUUUAAUUUUUUUUUUUUUUUUCCAACUGAUCAAACAUAAUAUAACCAUGUUGCAAACAUUUCUUCUACCUACUUUCUUCACAAUCUCUUUAAAAAAAUCAGCAUGACACCUGGGGUGGGUCCUUCCUUUUUGAUAUUUUUGGGAAGUCAAUUAUGGAACAGAAUAAACAAAGGAAUUACAGGUUAAUAUUGAUGUAGAUAUAUGUUUAUGAUGUAUAUAUUAUUUUGUUCUGUAGAAUGUGUGGUUCAACAAGCUUUCAGUUUUUAAUGAA